CCUAACUCUCGCAGGGAAGCUGAUUGGUCGGCUUCCGCGGCGGCGCUUGCGACUGCCGCCUCGGUCUGAGGGAAGAUGGAAGAGCUGAGUAAUGCCCUGGCUAGUAGCUUUUCUGUGUCUCAAGAUCUGAAUAGCACAGCGGCCCCACACCCUCGCCUGUCACAAUACAAGUCCAAGUACAGUUCCUUGGAGCAGGGUGAGCGGCGGCGCCGGUUACUGGAACUGCAGAAAUCCAAGAGGCUAGAUUAUGUCAAUCAUGCCAGAAGAUUGGCAGAAGAUGACUGGACAGGUAUGGAGAGUGAAGAAGAAGAAAAGAGAGAUGAUGAAGCAAUGGACAUUGACACUGGCAAGAAGUUGCCAAAGCGCUAUGCUAAUCAAUUGAUGCUGUCUGAGUGGUUAAUUGACGUUCCUUCAGAUUUGGGACAGGAAUGGAUUGUGGUCGUGUGCCCUGUUGGGAAAAGAGCCCUGAUCGUGGCCUCCAGGGGUUCCACCAGUGCCUACACCAAGAGCGGCUACUGUGUCAACAGGUUUUCUUCCCUUCUGCCAGGAGGCAAUAGGCGAAACUCAACAACAGCUAAAGACUACACCAUUCUAGAUUGCAUUUACAGCGAGGUAAAUCAGACCUACUACGUUCUGGAUGUGAUGUGCUGGCGAGGACACCCUUUCUAUGACUGCCAGACUGAUUUCCGGUUCUACUGGAUGCAUUCAAAGUUACCAGAAGAAGAAGGAUUGGGAGAGAAAACCAAGCUCAAUCCUUUUAAAUUUGUGGGGCUAAAGAAUUUUCCUUGUACUCCUGAGAGCCUGUGUAAGGUGUUGUCUAUGGAUUUCCCUUUUGAGGUAGAUGGACUUCUCUUCUACCAUAAGCAGACCCACUAUAGCCCUGGAAGCACUCCCUUGGUGGGCUGGCUGCGCCCCUACAUGGUGUCUGAUAUUCUUGGUGUGGCUGUGCCAGCUGGACCACUGACCACUAAGCCAGACUAUGCGGGACACCAGCUCCAACAGAUUAUUGAGUACAAAAGGAGCCAAGAGAGUAUGAAGGAGAAACUCACACACAAGUCUUCUGAGAAUGGGCGCUAUGAGCUGGAGCACCUGUCUACCCCUAAGCUGGAGAGUCCUCCCCACAGCCCAGGCUGCCCUGGGAGCCUCAUGGACAACUAAGGCAGGCAGCCUGGGCAGAGGGGGCCAGUGAUGAUAACAGGUGACUUUAUCUGAGAGUGUACUUUCCAGAACACUCCUGCUGUAAACACCUUAUUCCUGGGUGGCUCAGACAGUUGGGAAAGGGUCCCUACUUGGUUGGAAUUCAGGUUGGUAUAAACAGCUCCUGCUGUGGUAAGUGUAUGCCAGAUCCACAAUGUAAAUAUAUUUAAUUUUUAAGAAA
Jaculus jaculus (lesser Egyptian jerboa) is the source of this 1378-nucleotide messenger RNA. It is a transcript of the gene Snupn, whose product is annotated as snurportin 1. The record is from RefSeq and is a predicted model, not a curated record. Gene Ontology annotation, cellular component: nucleus; cytoplasm. NCBI's taxonomy places the organism in Eukaryota, Metazoa, Chordata, Mammalia, Rodentia, Dipodidae. Gene Ontology annotation, molecular function: nuclear import signal receptor activity; protein binding. The coding region runs from base 76 to 1158 and encodes 360 amino acids. The transcript has 9 exons. Gene Ontology annotation, biological process: protein import into nucleus; snRNA import into nucleus.